This is a messenger RNA of Odocoileus virginianus texanus, 696 nucleotides long. The record is from RefSeq and is a predicted model, not a curated record. NCBI's taxonomy places the organism in Eukaryota, Metazoa, Chordata, Mammalia, Artiodactyla, Cervidae.
AUGGAAGAGGAAUGGGAGAUAGAGCCAUUAGAAGAGGAGAUGGAGGGAGGUCUAGAGGAGAUGGAGGAGAAUGAGGAGGAGGAUGAAUCUGAUUUCGAGCUGGAGGACCUGGAGGAGGAGGAGGAGCACCUGUUGGAAGAAGUGGAGGAGGAGAAGGAGACAGUAGAGGAUGACGAGAGUGAGCAGGAAGUCGCAGCGAUGGUUGCAGGCCACAGGGACCCCUUGGAGCAGUUUGGGCCUGUGUUCUGGGGUCUUGUCCACUCCCUUCUACGCAGUUUGUCCUAUGAUGACCAUGUCCUGGUCUGGCCCCCUGACACCCGCCUGAUGGUCAGGCACAGCUCCCAGCCUCUCUCAGGCCCUGGAGAGGGUCCCGCACCUCCACAGGAGCAGGAAGACCUGGGAGAGGGAGGCAAGGCCUCGCAGGAAGAAGCAAGUGAUUAUCAAUACGAAGAGUCUGAUGAGGAGGUCCAAGAAGCUGAAGGUGAGGAGGACAGCAAUGAAAAACCAGAAGAAGGACCUGAAAAAGACCUGGACCCAGCAGAGGACAGCCUGGGAGAACCCAGCUGUCAAGCAUAGAAAGACAUGAUGGAGGAAGAAACAAUGGACUUGUCCCUCACGAAUUUGAGAUUUUCAGCUUCCCAGUAGCCAGUGGGAAUUUUAUCAACACUGGUUUUGUUCCAGAUUUCAUCAUGUGAA